AUUUGACAUGCCCAAGUCAAGCUGUCGUCACAAACUGAACUGCCUUGUACCAACGACCACAAACUCCGCCAUUACCUGCACAAUUUGCUCGAGAAACUCUGGUUUAGCUACGAUAUUCUGAUUCAUUGCACAUUUUAUCCUCCAUUUGUUUGGUCGGGCUGUCGUUUGGACGGCGCAUAGCGUGACAUCAUGAGCGGUGGUUGGAACACAAUUGAGUCUGAUGCAGGCGUCUUCACAUCCCUCAUCGAAAACCUCGGCGUCAAAAACGUCCAGUUCGAAGAACUCCUCACCCUCGACCCCUCGGAGCUCCUCGCCCUUCAGCCCCUCUACGGCGUAAUCUUCCUCUUCAAAUACCCGACCGACCGGCCCUACGCCACGCCCGACGGACCCCUCGACGGCAGCUUCGAUCACGAUGCCUCCGAGAGCAUCUUCUUCGCCGCCCAGACGAUCCAGAAUGCUUGUGCGACGCAGGCCCUGCUCAGCGUCCUCAUGAACAAGACGCAGGACGUCGACAUUGGGCCCCAGAUGCACGACUUUCGCGACUUCACAAUGGUCCUCCCGCCAGAGUUCCGCGGCGAGGCUCUUAGCAACUCGGACCUCAUCCGCGAGGUCCACAACAGCUUCGCCCGCAGCAGCCCCUUUGCCGACGAGACCGCCCGCACCGGCGAGCCCUCCGAGGACGUCUUCCACUUCAUCGCCUACACCCCCAUAAACGGCGUCCUCUACGAGCUCGACGGCCUCCAGCCCGCGCCAAUCUCCCACGGCGCCUGCACGUCUGAAGACUUCCCCCUCAAGGUCGUCGACGUGCUGCAGCGCCGUGUCUCGCGCUACGAUGCUACGGAGAUCCGGUUCAACCUGCUGGCUAUGUGCCGCGACCUGCGAAUCCGCGCGCAAGAGUUUGGCGACGAGGAGCUGCUGGAGCGCGAGCAGCGUAAGCGCAAGGACUGGCUCUUUGAGAACGCGCUUCGGAGGCACAACUUUGUGGGUUUCGCCGGCGAGGUUCUGAAGAAUGUUGUUGAGAAGAAGCUCGAUGCGGGCGGCGACGAGGCAGUGCAGAAGUGGGUGGACGAAGGCCUGGAGAGGAGGAAAGCUGCCGAGAGGGCCAUGGGGGCGAGGGGAGGAGGCGGAGAUUUAGACAUGAGCGGGUGAGAAGGAAGCUGUAGAUGUUGACGAUAUGAUGAGAAUCUGGGCAAGAAAAUAUACCCUUGAGGCCUUUUUUAAAUUACAUUGGCAUGUCAUUCGCUGAAGGAACUAUGCGGAAAUCGGGAGCAAUUGAUGAGACGUUUUUGUACACAUGAUGUUUAUGUGGAAAGCUAAUACCCAUUGCGAUUAACAGAGAGUUUACGUGUACAAAGCAUUCGGCUUUAAACACCACAAUAUAACAUGAAUUCGAAUGAUAUAGAUUCC
Molecule: messenger RNA, 1407 nt
Organism: Trichoderma harzianum CBS 226.95
Lineage: Eukaryota; Fungi; Ascomycota; Sordariomycetes; Hypocreales; Hypocreaceae
Exons: 3
Coding region: 190-1149 (319 amino acids)
Biological process (GO): protein deubiquitination; ubiquitin-dependent protein catabolic process
Cellular component (GO): cytoplasm
Molecular function (GO): cysteine-type deubiquitinase activity
Source: RefSeq, a predicted model, not a curated record